Messenger RNA from Closterium sp. Naga37s-1, 771 nucleotides. Lineage: Eukaryota; Viridiplantae; Streptophyta; Zygnematophyceae; Desmidiales; Closteriaceae. The record is from the annotation of a GenBank genome assembly.
AUGGCGGGCCCUCGCUCCUCCCAACGAUCGACCGUCUCCUCCCGCUCCACCACCCCCCACGCCGCAUCUUCCGGCACAAACUCCGGCGCCAAUUUCGGCGGAUCCUCUGCUUCCGCGUCCCCAUCCUUCCUCUCCCGCGCGUUUCCCGCGUUGGCAGCGUCGCUUCUCGCGCUAACGGCUGUCGUCUUUGCGUUCACCUACUCGAGGCCGUCGCUUGGGCGAUGCGACGUACUCCAGCUGCAGCUCAUGGGACGAAAGCAGGGAGACGACCUGGGGAAGCACCUGAAAGUGCUGGAGAAGCAGAUGAAUUACAACAAGAAACUCGUGGGAGCACUACAGGCAUCUCUCGCCAAGUUGACUGCUGCUGACUCAGCAGCGGCGGCAGAGGCCGACACGUCAACGCCUGCUGACGUGGCAAUCCCUGGGAACGCCAGCACGCGCCAGCUGGUCGAGCUGGCAGCGCGACAGGUGGCGGAUGAAGUCCGGGCAUCAAUGGAGGAAACGGAGAACGCCACAGAGGAGCGGGAUCUGAACAACAAGUUUCUCGAGUCGUUCAAGCAGCCAGGGGGGCAGCAGCCUGACUUCCUCAUCAUGAGCAUUGGAGCGCACGAGGUGAGGCAUGGCAUUGGGGCGCACGAGGUGAGGCAUGGGGACACGUGGGUGGGUGGGAUGAGUAUGGCGCACGAGGUGAGAUGGCUGGCCAAUCUCCUGGCCAAUCACCUGGCCAAUCACCUGGCCAAUCCCCUUCCCCUGCACUCUCCUGCUCCCUGA